This is a messenger RNA of Suillus subaureus, 2106 nucleotides long. RefSeq lists its product as uncharacterized. NCBI's taxonomy places the organism in Eukaryota, Fungi, Basidiomycota, Agaricomycetes, Boletales, Suillaceae. The transcript is spliced from 2 exons. The record is from RefSeq and is a predicted model, not a curated record. The coding region runs from base 65 to 1621 and encodes 518 amino acids.
CACGUGAGGAAUCGCGUCACGCUACUUCACGUUCUUUUAACCUACAAAAGAAAUCAUUUUUGUAAUGCCCGCUGUCUCACGAAAGCGAAAAUCUCGCGCUCGGUCCGGAUCAAAGCCAUACGAGCGGCUUCCGCAUUCUUCCAGUCCUGCACUUUCCGAUGACCAGGACGGUGACGAAUGCCUUCCCUCACCAAUCUUAGUUACGGCGGACAAACCUGGAUUUCCUACAUACGCUCAGUACAAACGUAUAGAGAUGGCAUACCUACAGUCGCUGUCCCCGCGGAAGCGUGACAAGGCCCUCAUAUCUCAGUGCAUGUUCGACAAGAUCUGGGAUGUACUACACCAACCGGACGCAUGUACUAUCGGGACACCACAGUUUCGCUUCUGGGUCCGCAAGAUGUUCACGCUCAGCACGCCCGACACAGAGGAUGGCGACAACGAAGUACCAGUUGUUAUCCUCCAUGAGAACAGACCGGUCGCGGUUCAGGAGCAGCUAUACGAACUUUUCUGCUACUGCCAUGAAGAGUCCAACCACGGCGGUCGGGACAAAACCUGCGCUAUAAUCCGCCAGCACUACUCAUGGGUCCCAAAAGAGCUUACUGCACAGUUCGUCAAAGCUUGUCCUACAUGUACCUUCAAACGGAGCGGAAACCCAGAACUUAUUGCACUAGUCCAGGGGAAGAUGUCCUCGCGCGAGCUGAAUGAGGAGCAAGUUGAGGAAACCAAAGGUUCGCUGUGCCGGCCAGGUUCCCCUGAAACAGGUUGGCAGUUUUCCGGAGGUCCACUUGAUCAAUCCCCACUCGAUCAAACUGGGGAUGUCUCCUGUUCCCUUGACACUACAAACGGCUCUCCGUCCACCCCUUCACCGUCCUUGUACUUGCGAAGCUCUAAGCUACUCUUGCGUCCCCGACCACCCUUGCUUGAUUCACGGCUGGAAGACCUCAACGGCAUACAUUUGAGGCAAAUUCCCGUUGGCUUGCAUCCACUGGCCUUGGACCUUGCGAGUCUGUGCAGUCAUUCCGAUGCGAAGCCAGGUGACUUACCAUGUCUGGCAGAAGCAUACCGGGACGACACGAUGGACGACCAGUACAGGCUGCCCGCUCUGUGGCCCGAAAACAUCUCGGAUUCGCUCCCCCCUGAACUACAGCGUCUUCAACUGUCGAGCCCAGUCUGCACUCAGAACGUACAAAUUAACCAGAUCGAUCCUGCUUUGCUGACAAGGGAGGAGACAAAUAACAGGGAAAGAGAGGGCUGCAUGGGAGAACUGUCUCCCUUACCACCUUAUUCGCCGUCGGGCUUCAGCUUGUCGCCUAACCUCCGCUUCCCGCCGUCCCCCGUGACUCCCGAGGAGCAACAGCAUCACAGCGUGUGUGAAGAUUGGAGACCGUCAAGUCUGAGGAUCAGUCCAGCACCUUCUCGAUUGCGGUCUGACAACCUGUCAGCGUACCUGACACCAGCGUUUAAUUUUGCGACGGACAAUAGGUCAAUGACAGACUCCCAAUACCAUACCUUGCCCGUCACCCUUUCGCCACCAUUGACACCCCUGACGCCAUUCAUUAGUGCUUCACCUACGCCUGCUGAAGAGGGAGAAUUCGGAGACGAACUGCUGAGAGGAUAUUGACGAUGAUGUAGAUGAUAUUUCAAUGAUUAUGUCGCAAAAAUUAUGUACAUUAUCCGUCCCUUGAAGGAGACUAGUCCAGAUCAACGCUGCAUGUACACAAGUAUGUUGGCCCCCUUAUUGGGCCCACCAGAGUGCACUAACUCGCGGUGGAGACGAAGGACCGCCCUAUGUUGCGGACGAGUACGGUUGAAGUCUACGCUACUAACCCUUCGGUCCGACGCCAGUCGUAUCUCAUGUCAACUCAAAUUUGGAGCGAUGCUCACCAGAAGCAGUUGCAUUGACAUAUUCCGGGUACCAGACGAGGCUUGAGAGGACUGUCCUUGAGGGGGCUUGUGAUGAAUCAAUGUCACAAGCUCCCACAAGGCCAAUCAUCCCUAACUUGCUAUGAGCAAAUCAGUAGGUCGAAUAGAGCAAGAGUGGUAUUGAGGAGUUGGAGGUGGGUGGGUUUACAACUCACACUGUUGGCGACCUUAUAUACGUAUCGC